This is a messenger RNA of Hyaloscypha bicolor E, 1859 nucleotides long. Its product is annotated as UBC-like protein. The record is from RefSeq and is a predicted model, not a curated record. Lineage: Eukaryota; Fungi; Ascomycota; Leotiomycetes; Helotiales; Hyaloscyphaceae. The transcript has 9 exons. The coding region runs from base 117 to 1475 and encodes 452 amino acids.
GCAGCCCACUUCACGCCCGCAACCUCCUUGUACCUCGCCAUCCCCGAUCACCUUAUGAACCAUCACAAGAAACACAGAUAUCCGCAUAGCUCGCCUGAUCCGCGAUCGACAUCACCAUGUCAAACCACUCGAUAAUCCGCAUCACAAGGGAGCUGUCUGACCUCCAAAAGUCCUCCGACCUCUCCCUUGCAGUCGCUUGCCGAGAUGUCGAUGUCCGUAACGUGAAGGCAAUCAUCGUCGGUCCUCCUGAUACCCCAUACGAGUUUGGUUUCUUCGAGUUCUCUGUCAGAUUUGGCAAAGACUACCCGGGCAAGGCACCAGCGGUGACUGCAACGACCACGAAUGGAGGAAGAUGUCGGUACAAUCCUAAUAUCUACGCAGGAGGGAAAGUCUGCUUAUCAAUUCUUGGUACAUGGCGAGGUGAACGAGGAGAGGAGUGGUCUUCGGCGCAAGGCCUGGAAUCCAUUUUGAUCUCCAUCCAAAGUCUUAUGUCCUCAAAUCCCUACGAGAACGAGCCCGGUUUCGAGACAGCAAACGACGAGGGCGACAAGAAAAAUCAAAAGGACUAUGUUGCGAAGAUCCGCCACGAAACCCUCAGAAUCUCCGUCAUACAACGACUUGAAGAAUACCUUGGCAUCUCACCAUCGGGUGCUGUCCAACCGCAGGUGUCCUUGAUGAUUGAUGACAGUGAUGGAGAUUUCGAUAGCAGUGAGGUCGACCGAGAGGAAUACGACGAGGCUUCUGUACACUUCGAUCCAUUCAAGGAUCUCUGCAAACGCCGCUUCCUCUGGUAUUACGAUUCCUACCUCUUAGCGAUUAGCAAGGCCAAGACCGAAGUCACUGAUGGACAAAACUUCACGCGCAUGCCUUUCGAGUGCCCGGGAAAUGGAAUGGAUGGGAAGUUCAAUUAUACAGAACUCGAGCGCCGUCUAAGGCUCAUUCGAAAGACCAUGGACGAGGAGACCGAAAGAUGGGCUGCAGAAGGCUUGGCUUCCAAAAAGAAGGAAAGCGGUGUUGCUUCAAACCUGCAACGACAGUAUGAACAGGUCGUGGAGUCGUACAAGCGCGACAAGAACGUCACUCUCGACAUCGAACUGGUUGACAAGAAUCCAUUCGUUUGGGCCAUCACCUAUUUCGGACGUCCGAUGACGAACCUUGAUGGCGGUCUAUUCAGAAUCAAGCUGUUCUUCAGUCCGCGAUUCCCCGAGGAACAACCCAGAGCCCGGUUCGAGACACAGCUCUUCCACCACCGCAUCGCAUCUGAUGGCACGCCUUGCUAUACGGCGAAGCGAGCAGAGGAUGUCAAGUCACAUAUCGAAGCCAUUAUUGAGGCGUUGGAGGAGGAAUCACCGCCUUACGACCCAAGAACACUUGUCAAUCCGGAAGCUGCCAAGCUGUUUUGGGGUUCAGAGGACGACAAGAAGAUGUACAACCGCAAGUUGCGCAGAGCGGUUCAGCGAAGCAUGGAGGAAUAAAACCGAAGACUUUUUCACUUCAGUGUGCACAUUUACCACCCAACCUUUUUCCUUCCUCAGAUACAGAUACAUGCGAAGUAGCGAUUCGAUUUGAGAUUAGCGUUUCUGUUUUUCAUGCUUCGUUGAAUGGGCAAAACCAGAGUGCAUUUGCGGUCAUGCUGGCAUGCUGGCGUAGGGAAUUUGAACUUUGUGGGGUUCUUCGACUGGACUCAAUGAAGUUCUGGUCGGGAGCAGAUAAGAUGACGAUAUACGAUGGCUAACCGGGUUUACUGGUCUGGAGUGUGCUUUAUUUUCGGCUGGAUGGGGGAUCGGGGGAAAUAGGAUGGCGUUCAGCGUUGUGCAUUAGUGAGAAUGGAUUCUGACCUUUGCACCUCAUGAGAUUCG